UGAAAAUAAACCAAUUGAAUUGGAUAUUCCAAAUGGUAUAUUAAUUUCUAUAUUUCUCUAUAAAAACCUUAUCUAAUAAAAUGACUGCAAUCAAUGCAGUACACCAGUGUCUUUUCUGUCCGCAAACAUUCGCCAGUGCCGUUGAAAAGGAUGACCAUAUUUUGAAUCAUUUUGCACAUAAAACAUGUACCGAAUGCAAUCAAAAUUUGAUUCAAAUCGGGGGCAAUUUGUACACAAUCCACAAUGCCGUGACCUGUGUUAAGGUCGAGAUGAAAAUAGAGAUGACAUCACCCCUUCUCGAUGAAUCUAUGGAGAAAAGUGAAAGUCAGUGGGACACAAAUAGCCAUAGUGAUGAUGAUGGUGAUUACACGGAGGCUUUUUCAACAUACGGCGAAACAAUGUGCACUCAAGAAAUGCAAAUCAAACGUGAGUCAUUCGAAGCAAAAGCCCGAACAAAUACACUCACUGAAUGUUUUCCGACGGAGCCAGUCGCAAAACAUGUUGAGCCGGUAGAUUCGAAUAGCAGGUCAAACAAGAAAACAGGAAGGCCCAAAAAAAGUGCAUGCUUGAAAGAUGAAAAAGAGCUCACAAAUCUCAAGCAAGAAAAUGUCGCAAAUAAGAGAAACGCUAUGGUUCCUUGCGAUUUGUGUGGAAAAUUCAUGUCAAAAGAGUCGAUAAAACGGCAUAAACGAGUAAUGCACAAUGAAAAGGGAACGGUAUGUAAAACUUGCACAAAACAUUUUCCCACCGAAACCGAAUUCGUGAUCCACAAACCCAUUUGCGAGGAACGAAAGAGAAAUCUGGAACGUAACAAAAGGGGGGAAUUCCAUUGCGAUACAUGUAAGACUAUUUUCAAAUCAAAAGGCUCGAUUCGGGCCCAUAUGAGAUACUAUCAUGAUCCAGAACAAAAGAUAAAAACGGUGCCAGCGCAAUGUGAUCUAUGCGGCAAACUGAUGAGAAUCGAUACAAUAUCGAAACAUAAGCGCAUCGUCCAUCGCGAUCCAGCGACACCAGCUUGUACGCUCUGUUGCAAAACAUUUGCCAACGCAGAACAGCUAACGAAGCAUAAGCAAGAAGUCUGUGAUAAGUCGGGCGCAUUUGAAUGCACCAUUUGUAGAAAGGUCUAUGUCCUGAGGGCAUCUCUGAAGAAGCACAUUCAAAAACAUCACGAUCCAGGUUAUAAGAAGAGCGCCCCGGUUCCGUGCGAAAUAUGCGGCAAAGUGAUGAGAAAAGAAUCAUUGUCGAAACAUAAGAGAAUUGUACACAUUACGAUUGGAAAACAUGCUUGUAAAUUUUGUGCAAGAGUUUUUUCGAGCGAAGAAGAGUUUUUAACACAUAAAUCGCUGUGUUUGUGGAAACGGAGUAAUAAUGAAAGCUUUAAAAUUGGCAAAUAUGAAUGUGUGACGUGCAAAAUAACAUUCCAAUUGAAAUCUUCGCUUGAGAAACAUACUAACUUAUUACAUCAAUAACUAAUUUGGAGAAUCAUUUCGUACAUUUCGGGACUCAUCAUUACAAAAUCUUAUAAUAAACUAAGAUUGAAGACACUUUCAGACUCGCUCUAACCUUGA
Contarinia nasturtii (swede midge) is the source of this 1568-nucleotide messenger RNA. Its product is annotated as zinc finger protein 62 homolog. Gene Ontology annotation, molecular function: DNA-binding transcription factor activity, RNA polymerase II-specific; RNA polymerase II transcription regulatory region sequence-specific DNA binding. The transcript is spliced from 3 exons. NCBI's taxonomy places the organism in Eukaryota, Metazoa, Arthropoda, Insecta, Diptera, Cecidomyiidae. Gene Ontology annotation, biological process: regulation of transcription by RNA polymerase II. Gene Ontology annotation, cellular component: nucleus. The coding region runs from base 81 to 1469 and encodes 462 amino acids. The record is from RefSeq and is a predicted model, not a curated record.